Messenger RNA from Mercurialis annua (annual mercury), 765 nucleotides. RefSeq names its product glycine-rich protein 5-like. NCBI's taxonomy places the organism in Eukaryota, Viridiplantae, Streptophyta, Magnoliopsida, Malpighiales, Euphorbiaceae. The record is from RefSeq and is a predicted model, not a curated record. The transcript has a single exon. Bases 79 to 534 code for a protein of 151 amino acids.
AUAAGGUAUUGCAGAGAGAAGAAUUAAACCAUCAGAAAAUUGUACGAUCCAUUGAGAAAAAUUAUAUAAUAUCAAGUCAUGAUGUCAAGGAUCAGUUGCAUUCUUCUGGUUCUUGUUGUUAUUUCUGUUGGGCAUGCUUCAGCUGCAAGAAAUGUUCCCAAAGAAAGCACUAAAACUGCAGUAGGGCUCGAUGACCAAAAGAAUUUCGUGGCGUACGGCGGAGUAGGUGGCUUUGCUGGUGUUGGUGCCGGUGGUGGUGCUGGCGGUGGUGUUGGAGCUGGUGGCGGAGUACUGCCUGUUGGUGGCAUUGGUGGGCUUGGUGGAGACAGUGGUCUUGGUGGACUUGGUGGAGGUAUUGGUGGACUUGGUGGUGGUGGUGGUAGUGGUCUUGGUGGCGGAAUUGGUGGACUUGGUGGUCUUGGUGGCGGUGGUGGCAGUGGUCUUGGUGGCGGAAUUGGCGGACUUGGUGGAGGUAUUGGAGGACUUGGUGGUGGUUCGGGAGACUGCGGUGAUGGUUCUCUCCUCCAUCCUUGAAAAUAUGCAAUGCAUGAAAAUGGGGUUUAUUUGAUGUUAGUUACUACUAAUAUUACUGCUUUUUAUUAUGUAUUAUUAAUUAUAUGUUAUUGCAAUUACAUAGUAUAUGUUGGUUGUUUCAGGUUUUGUUUCUCACUUUUGUGAGUCAUUAAUUGUUUUAUUAUUUUGUGUUGGAUUUUUGUUGGGAAUUUGUAAUGGUCUUCAUUUCAAUCUCAUCAAAUAUUUAUUUUA